This is a messenger RNA of Caenorhabditis sp. 36 PRJEB53466, 1582 nucleotides long. The record is from the annotation of a GenBank genome assembly. Lineage: Eukaryota; Metazoa; Nematoda; Chromadorea; Rhabditida; Rhabditidae.
AUGUCUCAACAUAUUCGUCGUGUUCCUCCUCCUCCAACGAAUGAAAGUCGGUAAGAAUUAACGUUUUUUCUAUUGAAAUUAACCGUUCGAAAUGUAAUAUUUCAUAAAAAUGAUUUCAGACAACAUUCCUCUUCAUCGGACAUUGAGCAUGUUGACGAUUUGAGUUCGGAAGACAGACAAACCAGGAAAAGGGAGAACAAUGAAGUGGACCCCCGUCGCAGCUCUACUUCAGACGACGACGAAGUAUUCCGUCCAACUGUUCAUGACGUUGAAAUCAUAAGAGAAGAAGAAAUAAAACAUGAAGGGAGAAAAGUGACGAGCCCAAAGCCCUCGCAAUUGCGUAAUAGAAGAGUAUCAUAUGGAAAAAUACCAGUUCCACCGAUGGCUGUCACAGUGGACGAUAUUCGGGAAGCAGCACAAAUUGUAACAUUUUUCGGCUUGCAAAUUAACAUCCUGCUUUUUAGAGCCGAGAUGAACCAAUGGGUUUAGUGGAAGUCCGAAAGCCAGUGGAUCCACGUCGAUCGUCAGUUAGUCUGGAUGUAUUCAAGAACUUUCGAGAUCCUCAUGAUAGAAAGAACCUGCCGGCAAAGGAUAAAACGGUUUAUGUUGAAGGACCAGGUACUUUUGCUGUUUUUCUGAUAUCUGAUUCCGCUCCUCUUCUAUCGAUUCCCUUUUGCAGGCGGGAAGUUUCGUGAGAUGAAAAAAGGAAGAUUCUGGGGAAGAAAAACGUUUGACGAACCCAAACCAGACAAGAAACAAGACGACGAAGAUUCGGUGAUACCGUACUUGCUCAGAGCGCCAGGGCAAGCAUUCCGCUUUCAAAGAAUCUACAAUCAAAUUGCCAACAUUAUUCAAGGAUUUCUCGCCGGAAUUUCAGUCAUGCUCACCAUUUUUGCAUUCAACCUCGAGCCAGAUGUCAGUUUAGAUAAAGUUAUGAGUUUCUGCUGAGACAUCUUAAAUUCUAGGUGCUGCUCAGCGGCUAUCGGUACAUGAGUCUUCCAGUUCAUGCCGGUUUUAUGCUGGGAUUCAGUGUUGGGCUAACUUCGGCGUUGGACAGGUAUUUCUCUUUCUAAAUCAUGAAUUAACUGUGUUUCUUUGAACAAUUACAGGACUGGUGUCUACAUGGUAGAGCAUUUUACUUCAAAAGAGCGCCUUAAAGCCACAGUCUACAACAACGGACUCUUCACCACGAUUGUCUGGGCACUCGGCCUCAUUGCUUCCCUUUUAUGCAUCCAACUCGAAAGCCAACUUGUUUUUGCUGUAAGGAUCAAUCAUAUUUCGGACCGUUCCGUUGAUUCGAGCAUUUUCAGCCAGAAGAAGUACCAUCUGAUUCGUUAGUCAGCAGCUGGCGGACCUUCAACGUUUUCCGAGCGAUAGCUGCUUCAUUAGGGUUCCUCUUACUCGCUUUCAAACCAGAUUCGGAUACUAUUGCAAAAGAGAUCAAAGAGUACGCGGUAGCAUAAUCAUAUGUGAGAAAGAGCUGUUCAAUUUCAGAGGCAUUUACGCGGAGUUGGAAUUGUCGACCACCGACGAGGAACAGAAGAAUAUCAUAUUGGUGGCAAUGAAGAUGAAGGAAAAGUGA